AUGACGGAGAAGAAGAAGAAGAAGUCGGACAUGUUUGAGCGAAAUGUGUUGAAUAAAGAAACUUCACUUAAUCUGGACAGAGUUUAUUUAGUCUCAGGUGGAUUCACGACAGCUCAUCAGGUCCCUGCUAUAUCUUCCGUGUUCCAGUCGGCCUACUCCCCUCCCACUCCAGACACCCCAGACUCGGUCUUCUCCACCCCACCGCAGAUGCUUAUAACCAAGACUUUGCCUCUCACUUCACACAGCAACCCUGCACUGAUGGGUCUGCCCCCUACCCAACCGACUGCAAAGAAAAAGGGUGUCAAGCGCAAGGCAGACACGACCACCCCCACCACCACAGGCAUGGCGCUCACUAUGGGUGUAGGUGGGAUGGGUCUCGGCAUGGGCGGAGGUGACUCCCCACUCACCCUCUCUGCUUUGGGUGCCGACCCCACACAGAGCCUGUCCCUCGGCCUGGGCAUGGGCCUUGGUGGAGUCCUGGUUGGAGACAAAGUACCAGCAAGACGAGGUGGCAGUGGCAGGCCCAUCAAACCACCACGGAAAGACUUGCCUGACUCCCAGAACCAACAUCAGCCGGUGCGGCGCGGGAAGCUAAGCCAGCAGCUACGGUACUGCAGCACGAUUCUCAAAGAGCUGCUGUCGAAGAAGCACGCAGCCUAUGCCUGGCCCUUCUACAAGCCAGUAGAUGCUUCCUCACUGGGACUGCACGACUAUCAUGAUAUAAUCAAGUAUCCCAUGGAUCUAAGCACAAUUAAGAGGAAAAUGGAUCAUCGGGAGUACAGGGAUGCGUUGCAGUUUGCUGCAGACAUCAGGCUAAUGUUCUCAAACUGUUACAAGUACAAUCCACCAGAUCACGAUGUGGUGGCCAUGGCUCGAAAAUUACAGGAUGUCUUUGAGUUCCGCUUCGCCAAGAUGCCAGAUGAGCCUUUGGAGUCCCACCCACCUGCGUCCCUGGGCGGCGGCCUGGGCGGUCACUCCUCCUCUUCCUCCUCCUCUUCCUCGUCUUCGUCGGAGAGCGACGUGAGCAGCGAGAGUGAGAGCGAGAGCAGCCCGAGCUCCGACAGUGAGGAGGAGAGAGCGCAUCGCCUGGCCCAGCUUCAGGAACAGUUGAGGGCGGUGCACGAGCAGCUGGCUGCGCUGUCCUCUACACCCAUCAUCAAGCCCAAGAAGAAGAAAGAAAAGAAAGACAAGAAGAAAAAGAAGAAGCUGGAAAAACACAAGCGGGCCAGGAGUAUGAUGGAGGACGAGGUACUCGUCCGGCCGCCGAAAACGCCAAAACUCUCCAAGACACCAAAGAGCAGGCGCAACAGCAAAGCAGCCAGCUCCACUCAGGGCAAGAAGGGCUCCAAUAAGAAGAGCAGCAAGAGCAAAUCCUCAAAGAAAUCUCAAGCCCCCUCUUUUAACUCUCACCAAAUGAGCCAAGGCGGUCUUACGCCACACUAUGACUCUGAAGAGGAAGAGGAGACCAGCCCCAUGAGUUAUGAUGAGAAGCGGCAGCUCAGUCUGGACAUCAACAGGCUGCCGGGCGAGAAACUGGGCCGCGUCGUUCACAUCAUCCAAUCGCGAGAGCCCUCGCUGCGUGACACCAACCCCGAGGAGAUCGAGAUCGACUUUGAGACGCUCAAGCCGUCCACACUGCGUGAGCUGGAGCACUACGUCAUGAUGUGUUUACGCAAGAAACCACGGAAACCUGGCGUGCUUCAGUGCAUUAUCACUCCUCAGUUCAAGAGCUCUUUGUGUUAA
Sinocyclocheilus grahami is the source of this 1743-nucleotide messenger RNA. Its product is annotated as bromodomain-containing protein 2-like. The coding region runs from base 1 to 1743 and encodes 580 amino acids. NCBI's taxonomy places the organism in Eukaryota, Metazoa, Chordata, Actinopteri, Cypriniformes, Cyprinidae. Gene Ontology annotation, cellular component: chromatin; nucleus. The transcript is spliced from 10 exons. Gene Ontology annotation, biological process: regulation of DNA-templated transcription; chromatin remodeling. The record is from RefSeq and is a predicted model, not a curated record.